AUGAAAGAACCCACGCGCAAGCUGAGAUACAACGUUGCCACUUCGGUGGAUGGCUUCAUUGCGCCCCCCGAUGGGUCUACGGACUGGAUUGUGAUGGACUCGAACAUCGACUUCGACGCGCUGUAUGCACAAUUCGAUGCGUUCCUGAUGGGCCGCAAGACGUACGAGUGCAUGUUCGCCAUGGGCGAGCAGAACCCUUUGCGAAAACAACCAAAAGAAAAUCUCACCGUCUUCAGUCGCACCCUGAAAACGGAAGAUCAUCCCGCCGUGACGGUCGUGUCGAAGGAUGUCAUCGGGCACGUGGCGGAGUUGAAGAAUGGCGAGGGCCGGGACAUUUGGCUGAUGGGCGGGGGCGAGCUAGCGGGCUUGUGCCUGAAGGCCGGAAUGCUAGAUGCGGUGGAGGCGGCGAUCAUGCCGGUCAUGUUGGGGAAGGGGACGCGGAUGCUUGAGGAGGCAUCGCUGAUGCCCCACGGCGGAUUCAAGUUGGAGAUGGUGGAGAGCAGACAUCUGGACGCGAGCGGGAUCGUUAUGUGCAACAAUCAACAGACGGUUCUCAUCGUAGGUGGCACCGGUAAAGUUGGCCGGCAAAUCACCAAGCUUCUGGCCAACACCGAUACCCCCACCUACCAGUCCUCCCGGAGCGGCGCAUCCACCACGGAGCCGGGGGCCGAAAAUGUCAAGCCGAUCGCCUUCGACUGGACCGAUGAGAAGACAUGGGCCGCGGCCUUGAAGUCCGGCGCAACAAGCGUCUUCCUCGUAGCGCCGCCCGUGCUCGACAUGCUGCCCCCAAUGCAGUCCUUUAUUGACCAGGCACGGCUGGCUGGAAAGGCCAAGCGCUUCAUUCUCUUAAGUGGAAGUCCGAUGGAGGCAGAUAUCAAUGGCCAGGGGAUGAGUCGGCCGCAUGCGUACCUGAAGGAGCUUGGUGACAGGGGUGAGGUGGAAUGGGCCGCGCUGCGACCGACAUGGUUCCAACGUGGGUACAAGUCAACUGAAAAAGAUGAGAUGGGUGCUAAUGAAAUGGCAGAGAACUUUGCUGAACAGCUGAAUCACAUUAAUUCCAUCAAGGACGAAAGCACUGUCUACUCCGCCACCGCAGACGGAAAGAUUCCAUGGAUCGCGACCGAGGAUAUUGCUGCGUGCGCAUUCCAGCUGCUUCUCCAAGAUGACGCACCCAACGACGAAUAUCUACUGUUGGGGUCGGAGCUACUAAGUUACGAUGACGUAUGUGUUCAGCAGACUCGUCGGCAGAGGUCAUUGAUGUCUAACUUUGGUGUUCAGAUUGCCCAAAUUCUAACCGAAGUGCUCGGUCGCAAAAUCAUUCACAAGAACCUCUCACGAAAGGGGCUCGAGGAUCGAUACGUAAACUACGGCCUGCCGCAGGACUACGCGGAGAUGAUGGGUGCCAUGGACACGAGCAUCAAGAAUGGGAGCGAGAACCGGACGAAUAGCGUCGUCCUAGCAGUGACUGGUAAGCAGCCGAGGAAGCUCCGCGACGUAGCCAAGGAGCUGAGGAAUGUUUGGGUGACGGAAUCGUGA
Molecule: messenger RNA, 1536 nt
Organism: Colletotrichum chrysophilum
Lineage: Eukaryota; Fungi; Ascomycota; Sordariomycetes; Glomerellales; Glomerellaceae
Exons: 2
Coding region: 1-1536 (511 amino acids)
Biological process (GO): riboflavin biosynthetic process
Molecular function (GO): 5-amino-6-(5-phosphoribosylamino)uracil reductase activity
Source: RefSeq, a predicted model, not a curated record